Moneuplotes crassus is the source of this 1420-nucleotide messenger RNA. Lineage: Eukaryota; Ciliophora; Spirotrichea; Euplotida; Euplotidae. The record is from the annotation of a GenBank genome assembly.
UGGAGGUGGACAAAACCUAUCAACAAAAGAUUUGGAGAGCAGAGAAAGAGCUCAGCUUUACUCUCGAACAGCUCGCACUAUGUUUUGCUAGUAUGAAUAAGAGAAAUGGCCAAAAAGUCAAUGAAAUGAUCUAUCAGAUGACGAAAGGAGAGCAGAAAUGGGACCAUAUGUGGAGUUAUUAUAGGAAAAUGGGGGAGAUUGAAGGUCUUGGAGACACGCACAGGGUGUGUAUUUUGAAUGGAGAUAUGAUCGAACUUCCUUUUAAGAGGUAGGUGGACUUGGGAUGGAUGUCAGGGGUUUAUGGUGAAGGGGGAGUUUGAUAUUCAAGAGCUUGGAUUUUGGGAUAGGAUGAAGGAAAGUAUAUUUUUGUUGAAUGAAUAGCUCUUUAGUUAACUUAAUUUUGGGUUAUAGCUCUUUGGUGGAACAGAAUUAGCAUUACAAAUAUGCUAUUCUCUUGGAUUAUUGUAAAAUUGUCUUAGAUUUGAGUUGUACACAAUUGCACUAAAGGAUAGAUCUCCAAAUAUCUUCCAAUAACUCUCUCAAAACUAUUUCUGCAAUCAGAAAAGUCAAACUUCAUAAAAAGACCUUAUAUUUAAGCUAGAAUGUCUCAACCAAAAACAUAAAAUUAUGACUUUCCAUUAUGAAAACCUCUCUACCCUUAAAUCAUUGUCAAUAUUCUAAAAACAAGUAAUCCAUUUUCAAGCAAUAAAAUUGCAAGUUUGUCUCCAAAAACACUAAAUUUAAGAACAUUAGAUUCAAAGAUACAAUAUCUAAACUCAAAAAUAAGUCUGCACUGGUGACUUUCCGGAGAGUUUUUGGGCAGUCCUCUUUAUAAGAUAUUUAUUUGUAAAAUUCAGAAAUUCUCAAAAUAUUUUAGAUUAUUUCUGAAGAGAGCAGUUAUCACAUUAAUGGUCAAUGGGCUCAACCCAAAUUGGAGGUUACCAGAAAAGUCAAUCAGCUCAUUAUGCUCGAUGUUAAAUAGAGGACCUGCAUCUGUGUUUAUUAAUUCAUUUGAAAUCUCAGCUAAACAGUUUCAGACAAUAGUCUCGGCUUGCACUAGUUGUAAAUAAAAUCAGAUUUAAUGAUUGAAAAAUUGGAACAGAAAAUCUCAGAUUCAGGACUAGUUUUGCACAAGAUAUUCGGGCAUUAUCAUUUUAUGCUUGUGGACAUUCGGAGAGGAGUAAUUGGGAUGAAUAUCCGGAAAGGAUCUAUAAUUUACUCAAAGCCAUAGCGCAAUCUGGUCUCAAACAGAAACUUCAAAUCUUUGAUUUUCACAAAGCAAAUAUUGCCGUACAAGAUAUGAUUGAUUGGAUAAUAGAACUUGGAUUAGAAAGACUAAAAGUUAUUUAUUACGAGAAAAGGAAAAAGCAUAUUCUCCAUUUAUCAGAAUAAUUGACUAAAUUCCGACAAAGUUUCAAUA